Messenger RNA from Danio rerio (zebrafish), 3037 nucleotides. It is a transcript of the gene fzd6, whose product is annotated as frizzled class receptor 6. Gene Ontology annotation, biological process: cell surface receptor signaling pathway. Gene Ontology annotation, cellular component: apical plasma membrane; membrane; cytoplasmic vesicle membrane. The record is from RefSeq and is marked validated. Gene Ontology annotation, molecular function: transmembrane signaling receptor activity. Lineage: Eukaryota; Metazoa; Chordata; Actinopteri; Cypriniformes; Danionidae.
AACUCCAGCAGAUUGUUUCUGUUCGGGGCUCCGGGGUCGCUUUCGGGUUUAUAGAAACUUUUCUCAUGAAGUCACAACCAGAGAGAGGAGAGGGCUUGAUCGUGUCGUGAGACUCGUUAGAAUGGAAUAAAAGAAGAAAGAAACAGAGUUUGAGCGACAUUCCGUUUCUGGAGGAGGAAGAGGAGGAGGUUUACGGUUAACUCUGCGCUCCUGAAGCUGAUCUCAGUCCAGUUGUGAUGGCGCUGCUGCUGUGUCUGUGUGUCCUCCUGCUGCUGGAGUCCUGUGUGAGCCACACUCUGUUCACCUGUGAGCCUGUGCAGGUGCAGUGGUGUCUCGACAUGCCCUACAACACAACCUUCUUCCCCAACAUGCUGGAGCACUACGACCAGGACAUCGCUGCCGUCAGGAUGAAGGAGUUCAUGCCGCUGGUCAGUGUUCGCUGCUCACCUGAUGCACACCUGUUCCUCUGCCAGGCAUUUGUGCCGGAGUGCCGCACACACACACACUCACAAACACACACACACGUGCUGCGGCCAUGCAGAGAGCGCUGUGAGCGUGUGCGGUCCGACUGCAGAGCUGUGAUGCACACCUUCGACAUCAGCUGGCCCUCAGAGCUGCAGUGUGAGCGACUGGAGUCGUGUGGAGGCUCUGCUGUAGACGUGACCACGGCGGGCCGCUCCGGCGCUGGCUCCUCGCCGCGGGACCUGGGCUUUUGGUGUCCGCUCCAGCUAAAGCUGCGGCCGGGGCAGAGCGGCUCCUUCCUCGGGGCCCCAGACUGUGCGCCGCCCUGCGAGAACAUGUUCCUGACGGCGGCGGAGCAGCAUCUGGCCCGGCUCUUCAUCGGCGUCUGCUCCGUGGUGUGUUUGUGCGCAACGCUCUUCACCUUCCUCACGUUCCUGAUGGACGCGCAGCGAUUCCGCUACCCUGAGCGGCCCAUCGUCUUCAUCUCCGUCUGCUACUGCGCCGUCUCGCUGCUGUACCUGCUGGGCUUCAUGCUGGGGCCGUCGGUGGCCUGCGGGGCUCCAGGGCGGCCCGGCGGCGUGUGGACGGUGGUGCUGGGGGCCCGGAGCCGCGGCUGCUCUCUGCUGUUCACGCUGCUGUACUUCUGCUCCACCGCCGGCAUGCUGUGGUGGGUCAUCCUCACCAUCACCUGGUUCCUGGCCGCCGGGCCCAAGUGGAGCUGUGAGGCCAUCCAGAAGCAGGCGCUGUGGUUCCACGCGGCAGGCUGGGGCGUGCCAGCGGUGCUGACGCUGCUGCUGCUGGCGCUGGGCAAGGUGGAGGGUGACGGCAUCAGCGGCGUGUGCUUCACGGGCCUGUACGACCUGACGGCGCUGCGCUGGUUCCUGGUGGCCCCGCUGGCACUGGCGGUGCUGCUGGGCUUGGCGCUGCUGCUGGCGGGCAUCGUGGCGCUGAACCGUGUACGGCAGGUGAUCCAGCACGACCAGCUCAACCAGCAGAAGCUGAAGAGGUUCAUGAUCCGCAUCGGGGUGUUCAGCGGCCUGUACCUGCUGCCGCUGCUGCUGCUGCUGGGCUGUUACCUGUACGAGAUGACCCAGCGCCGCGUCUGGGAGAGCAGCUGGGUCAACCGGCACUGCCAGGAGUUCAGCAUCCCCUGCGCCCGCACCAGCAGCGGUGGCGUGCAGCAUCCCGGACUCUCACUCUUCCUCCUGAAGUACCUGAUGACGCUGGCGGUGGGCAUCCCGGCGGUGUUCUGGGUCAGCAGCAGAAAGACCUGCAGCCGGUGGGCAUCCUUCUGCAGGCGGGCGCACAAGAAAGAUGCGGUCAGCGAGAGCCGGCGGGUCCUGCAGGAGUCCUGCGAGUUCUUCCUGAAGCACAACAGCCGCCCGCAGCAGAGCCGCUCCUCGCUCCGGCUGAAGGUGCUGUCCAAGUCCAUGGGCACCAGUACGGGCACUCCUGCCAGCUGUGCCCCCCCUCCCGCAGCCAGCCUCGACCACACCGCUGCCUCCUCCGACACCGACAGACACAGCCGAGCAGACGCCUCCAGCCGGAUCAGCAGCCGGUCCACGUCUAAAGGUGACAAGCCAAAGGCUCCGCCCACUUCACCAACAGCCAAUGAGAUGUCCGGGUGAACUCUGCAUCUAAAUGGAUUAAGCUCCGCCUCCUGUUGUUGUGCUGCCCGGAGGCAGACUGCAGUACUGUACCACCAUGAACAUCGAACACCGGCUCUCCACAAUCUCAGAGCACAGACUGAGGAUUUCUGCUGUACCUGUAUGCCAAAAACACUGGAAAUAGAGAGUAGUCUUCACUAAUGCUAAUGUUGUGACCAUUAACCAGAUGGAAAUGAAAGUGUUUAUGCAGCCGUGUCUCAGCUCGUCUAGCGAUAGAUCUUUGCUGUAGUUUUGAUGAUGUUCACUGCUGAUUCUCUUUAAGCUGCUGCUGUUUAUAAAGAUCCAGAAUCGGCCCGUUGGGGAGUGUGUAAGGAUGUUGUGUUUGUACUUUGGUAAAGUCUGUAGUCUUUCCUGUCCUGUUCGCUUUACUGUCAGUUCUGGAGAUUUCUGCAUCUUGUGUUGUUCUAAUCGUGUGUUACGGGCUCGAUCCAUCAAUCUUCAGUAACAGGAGCUCAGCUGAGGGAUGAAUCCUGCUGUAUUCAUGUGUUCAUCUUCAUUAUAUAGUUUAUAGUCAUGUCUGAAAUAAAGAGCACAGAAAACAGCUCAGCUAAUAAUGGAGUAAUGUCCUGCUCACGCCAGUGACGUGUUAUUGCAGUCAGUUUAUAUAUUCUUAAAUGUCCUUCCAUUAAGGUGAUGUGUAUCAUACAUGUUCAGUCAAGUGUGUGUGUGAAUUGCUGAAGUGUGUGUGUUGUCCUCGUCACAGGUGAUGGAUCUGAUCUGUUUCAAAUGGUGGUUCAGAGUUCCUGACUAUCCCGAGCGUCUGGACGCCCACACGUUGGACACAUAGCUAUUGCAGAAGAAUCGUCCUUAUUUUAAAAAUAAUUGAUCAAAUUAAAUGCACUAGAUUAAUGGGAUUAUUAUUCUUUCUAAAAUCUAUCACUUGAUCAAUAAAAAAGGCAGACACACAA